This is a messenger RNA of Lactuca saligna, 4181 nucleotides long. Lineage: Eukaryota; Viridiplantae; Streptophyta; Magnoliopsida; Asterales; Asteraceae. The record is from the annotation of a GenBank genome assembly.
AAGAAGAAAAUAAAAUGAAAAAUGAAAAAUGAAAAAUGUAAAAUUAAAAAAUAAAAAGGCAGGCUUGAGCUGUUCAAGCCGACUUCAAUCUCCUUAUUCCAAUAACACCCAUCAUCUAAACCCAUGUUGCACCCCCUUCGUGCAACACAAACCAUGGGCAAAACGGUAAUUUGGUGUAGAGCCAACGCAUCUCCGAUCAUAACACUGGGGGAGGCGCUGCCAUGGCUUCGGAUGAACCUUCGAUUUUCUUGAGCCCCAAACUCAAGAACACAUCUUAUAAUUAUUAGAAUCUUUCAGAAAGGAAAAAUAUAAGGUAAAUCCCCAAAUUUUGCAAAAAUAACCUAACCGUAAUUUUUCCUAAAAGUCGAUUCAGCUUCGUAUAAACCCUCGGAGGACAAAUUUUGCACGCGAUUCGCAGUUACAGCUAAAGGGAUUUGUUUCCAUGUGCUGUGGCACUACAGUCUUGUCAUGCACACCUGUGUUUACAGGUCUUGUAACACACAGAAGACUGUUAUAAAAAAAUCGAUGCAAUGGCAUCAUCUGGUAAAUUUGACUUGUCAACUGUUAGCCCGGAUAGGCCAUUGUACAACUCAGCACAGCGUGGGUCCUACACAGCCGCAUCACUGGACAGAUCAUCAAGCUUCCGUGACAACAACAACAACAUGGAAAAUCCAAUCCUAUCAUCUCUCCCAAGCAUGUCAAGAAGCACCUCAACCGUGACACAAGUGGAUGUAACUAACUUUUUACAAUGCUUACGGUUUGACCCAAAGUCAAUGGCUGCUGACCAUAAGUUUAAUCGCCAUGGAGAUUUUAGAAGACUUGCAAGUGCUGUUCUUGGUUCACCUGAUGAGUCACCAUCAUCCAAAACCAAGCUCCCUAAUUCCUCCCCAGAUGAUCUCAAACGACUAAAAGCUGGUUUGCGUGAAUCCACCAUCAAAUCCAGGGAAAGAGUGAAGGCGUUCAGUGAGACACUGUCAGUGAUCAACAAGUUUUUCCCGAGUAUUCCUUCUAGGAAGAGAUCACGUGGGCCUGAUGGUUUACCUGGUGAUCGUUCUACUGGCUUACUAUUGAAUCGUGCGCCUAUGGGGACACCUAAGAUGGGGGCACACACACAAGCUCAUUCCCUCUCAAAUUCGUUUGACUUUGACCAGCAGAAGGUUGAAGAGAGGGGUAAAAACGUCAUUCCUAACAAACGAACCAGAACUUCAAUGGAGGUGCGACCCAACACUCCCGCCAGAUCAUCUGGAAAUGUAGAUAGAGAUAAAGAACCAUUAAGACUUCCCACCAGUAAUGAGGAUAGAGCAUCAUUGCCUAUUGUAGCUGAUGGUUGGGAAAAGUCAAAAAUGAAGAAGAAGCGAACUGGAAUAAAAAUUGAUGCUUCUCCAAGUCCAAGCUCAGGGUCAACAAAACCUAUUGAUGGAUACAGGGAAGCCAAACAAGGAAUGCAUCCGAGGCAUGUUCCUGAUGGCAUCACACGCUUAAAUGAUUCCCAUGGCUUCAGGCCAGGAGCUGCUAAUGGAGUAGCGGGAGGCGGAAAAGCUGAUGUCAUGCGCCCUUCCAUUCCAAGACCUGAGAUUGACAACACAUCUCUUCUCCAAAGAGAUAGAAGCACGAGUUCAGAGAAGGAAAGGGCAAAACGGUCAAAUGCACGUGAAGAAUUCGCAUCCGGUAGUCCCACCUCCACGACAAAGCUCCACACGAAUGCUCGAGUUACAAACAAGAACCCGGGUCCGGGUCAAUUUGGGUCGGGUAACCGGAAACGGACACCCGCGACACGGUCAUCAUCGCCACCUGUCACACAGUGGGCUGAGCGGAGACCACAAAAGAUGUCGCGUACAGCUAGACGAACCAAUUUACUCCCAAUUUUACCCACUAAUAAUAACGAUGAAGCACCGGGUUUGGAUACGAGUGAUGUCACUGGUGGUAGUCCAAGUGGGCCCUCCGGGUUUUCCAAACGGUUUGCAAGUUCUCCUCAGCAGUUCAAAUCGAAAGGCGAUCAUUUUGCUUCUUCUACUUUGUCAGAAAGUGAGGAGUCUGGGGCUGCUGAAAUUAGAUCUAGGGAUAAGGGUAAGAAGUGUGAUGAAGAAGGAAAAAGCGAACAGAAUAUUCAUAAUAAAAUGUCAACUUUAGUCUUGCCAACCAGAAAGAAUAAGAUUGUGAAUGGGGAAGAUAUUGGUGAUGGUGUUCGUAGACAAGGGAGAACUGGGGGCCGGGGUUUUGGUUCUGUGCGUGCUGGUGCACCACAUGCGGUUGAGAAGAUUCGCAAUGUGGGGACCGCAAAACAACUUAGAACUGCUCGAGUUGGUUUUGAUAAGUCUGAAAGUAGAACCGGUCGGCCUCCAACUAGGAAGCUCUCUGACCGCAAAGCUUAUACGCGUCAGAAACAUACCGCGAUCAAUUCAGCAGCUGAUUUUCUUGUUGGAUCUGAUGAUGGACAUGAAGAGCUUCUGGCUGCAGCUAAUGCGGUUAUUAAUCCUAAUCAUGCAUUGUCUAGCCCAUUCUGGAGGCAGAUGGAACCAUUGUUUGGUUUUUUAUCUGACAUGGACAUGUUGUAUUUAAAGCAACAGGGAAGUAUUCAGGCUGCUGUUAUAGAUAGUGGUGGUGCAGUUUCUAAUGGAACAGAAAGCAGAAGCCCUGAACAUUAUGCAAGUCCAGGGGAGAUUCAGAUUCCCCUGUGUCAGAGACUUCUUGCUGCUUUAAUCUCAGAAGAAGGAAACAUUGAUGAACAUACUUAUAAUGUUUAUGGAUCUGGAUCUGGAUUUGAGUUUGAAACAGACAUGGAAUCAAAUGUGUUCAAUCAUCGGUCGACUUUCAGUGGUCAUAGCCAUAGGAAUAAUAACCAUAUCAUGUCCAUACCAGAUUCAGGUUUUGAUACUUCCUACAAUGGUCUGCUUCCAGAUCUAGCAAUGACACCUGGCAGUGCCACCACCUUCUCUGAAUAUCAAUAUAGUAACAUGUCAGUAAAUGAAAGACUUCUUAUUGAGAUUCAGAGUAUUGGAAUUUAUCCAGAGCUAGUGCCUGAUUUACCAAAAGGGAAUGAAGGCAUCAGUGCAGAAAUUAGUCGACUUGAAGAAAAACACCACGAACAGGUUUCCAGGAAGAAAAGUCUGCUUGAUAACCUUAUGGAGUUCACCAAUGAAACAAGAGAGCUUCAAGAAAAGGAAUUUGAACGACAUUGUCUGGACAAACUCACUGCAAUGGCAUACCAAAAGUACAUGAGUUGUUGGGGUCCACAUGGGCCCGGGGGAAAAGGCGUGGGUAGCAAAAUGGCGAAACAAGCUGCUUUAGGUUUCGUGAGACGAACACUAGACCGAUGCCAUGAGUUUGAAACAACAGGCAAAAGCUGCUUCAAUGAGCCUUUAUACAAAGAAAUGUUCCAUAACAGAUCUUUACACUCAAACGACACACAAAUCGAUAACGAAUUUGAUAAAAUAUACGCUUCAGGUGUACAAGUACAAAGCCCUUCGUUGAACAACCACGACAUAUAUUCUUCUGACACGUUUCAUUUGGCUGAUCAAACUAUUGGGAAAGAUGAUGUGUGGUCAAGCAGGGUAAAAAAGAGAGAGUUAUAUCUAGAUGAUGUUGUUGCGGGUACUUCUUCUUCUUCCGGAAUACCCUCGGGAUUUGGAGCCACAAUUUUAAAGAGUGCAAAAGGAAAGAGGAGUGAGAGGGAUAGAGAAGGGAAGGGUAGUGGCGUCAUUUCAAGAAACGGGCCCCCGAAAAUCGGUCGCCCGGCAUCCGUGAAGGGGGAAAGAAAAACGAAAACGAAAUUGAAGCAAAAAACAACCGCUUCUCUUAAUGGUCCGGUGGGAAGGACGAAUUUGCCCUCCUCGGUUGUUAAGUUGGAAAAUAGCAUAAUCGUGAAAGAAAAGGAUGAGUAUUGUGAGGAGCCACUUGACUUUUCACAUCUGCCACUCCCGGAAAUGGAUGUGCUUGGUGUUGGUGAUGAUCUUGGUGAACAAGGGCAGGAUAUAGGGUCAUGGUUGAAUAUCGAUGAUGAUAUUUUACAAGAUGACGACUUUUUGGGGCUUGAGAUUCCAAUGGAUGAUUUAUCGGAUUUGAAUAUGAUGACUUUCUCUCCAUCAUCAAGGAUUUUGAUUAGGAAAUGGAGAACCCUAAGGAGGAUGAACAAUCAGGAAUCAUCAUCAGGUGGAGGGAGAAGUUGGUGGCAAGCAACCUGA